Colossoma macropomum (tambaqui) is the source of this 1433-nucleotide messenger RNA. RefSeq lists its product as uncharacterized. Gene Ontology annotation, cellular component: immunological synapse; tetraspanin-enriched microdomain; membrane. Bases 228 to 836 code for a protein of 202 amino acids. The transcript has 7 exons. NCBI's taxonomy places the organism in Eukaryota, Metazoa, Chordata, Actinopteri, Characiformes, Serrasalmidae. The record is from RefSeq and is a predicted model, not a curated record.
CUUUGAUUCCUGAAUCAGCCCGUCUGUCUCGCACGUAUACGUGAUUGUGGAGAUAUGUGAUCGGAGCAGAAGAUACAGGAAAUACAGCUCAUCGGACAAAAUAAACCACAGUGCAGACUGUGUUCGCUGCUCGGCCGCUGAAAAGAAGAACUAAUAGAAGCUGAGAUAACAGUACAUGGUGUUACUCAAUAUCAAUGGAGAUUGCUGCCUUUUAAGGAUCAUAAAGCAUGGCAGACUCGCAGAAUUUCCUGUGGCUGGUUCUAGUGGGGGUAAUUGUGAUAACAUUGACAAUAGUGCUCAUAUUCAUCCUCAUCAACGUGUGUAUUAGUAAACAAGCUGCCAAGCGACGCGCUCAGAUAUCAAAAACAAAACAGACUAAUUCAAGUGAUGAAAAGAACGACCUGUUUACAGCACAUAUAGAUGAUGAGAAGCCUCCUCCGCUGCCUUCAAGGGAUCAGUUCCUCGACGCAGACUCCAGGUCCCACAGUUAUGAGGAGAUGGACGCCUGUGUGGAACCUGUAAAAGCAGAAGUUCAAACGUCAGCUCCACCACAACCAGCGUUCAUCCAGCACUGCGAGACUCAGCCCGACUUAGAGGACGGCAAGAGUGUGUCUGAAAGCUACGACGACGUUGAGCAACUCGACCAAGACGUGGGCCAGAGUUACGAGGACGUCGCGUCUCUGCCGGAUUAUGUGGAGCUCGAAGAAGAGCCCCCUGCCUUACAGCAGGAGCCAGAAUUCCACAACGCCCAAACAGACAGUCGAGAAAGCCUCGCUAGCUACGACGACAUUGAUGUAAUCGACGUUGCCAGUGAGGACUAUGACGACGUGGGAUGAGGGAGGAGAUUUCCAGCACUUUUGUAUAAAAAAUCUGCACAACUGAGAAUUCAAAUCCAUUUUAAGAUCUUGCACAGAACUUUGACUCGCCACUUGUCGUUCCCUGAUUCGUGUUUGUGAUGGAGCAGCACCAUGUGCAGCGUGAAUAUUAAUGAAAUCACAGGUCUGAUCCAUCGGGUAUCACCAUCAAGAGGUGAACACUUCUCAGCUAGAAGACAUUUUUGAAGAAGAGCUGAAAAUCUAUUUGUUAUUUCACAUUAUGUUACUUCCAAAGAGGAUGCAUGAAGAUUGAUCAGGAUUAUCUGGAUCACGUAUAUAUAUAUAUGAGAUCCUGCAGAUACUGAAUUAUUGCACUUAAUAUGUUAUUUAUUGAUGAUUCCAGCCUCUUCACCACCCUUCAUAUUUUUAAAACCAGACUGGAAAUGCCUUAAUGUCAAAAACACUGACAUUACACUCAAUUGAAAGGCAAUAAUAUAUUAAGUUGGCAAUUUUAAGUGUACAUUGUAGCUAUUGGCAGUAUUGGACAUUUACUGGACUGACAUGAGAGUCAGUUCUGCUAAUUUACCAAAUAACCACAUAACGUGUGUUGAGACCAGA